CUAGCUGGUGUAUGUCACUCAAAUGCAAAGUUCUAUGAAAGUUUGAAUGAAAGCAUAACCAGCUUUUUUGCGUAGAGAAUACUUUUAAUUGAUACAGGGCUGGUUUCAGGUGACUGAUGAAAGCUCCCAACCACACAGAAAUCAGCAGCAUCACAUUCAAUUCCUAUCUUGCCACCAGUGGUGUAGCAAAACCUUUAACAUUAAAGCUCUACUGAAGCAUUCAUGAGCUGUUGGCCUCAGGGCAUAGUUCUUACUAGUCCUAUAUUCCUUUAAGAGAUAUCCUGAAGGUAACACGAUGUUUUACUGCUACCUGAUAAAUAAUCAUUUUCUUUACUCAAAAUGUUGCAGCUGUAGAUUGCACCUGAAAUCAAACAACUCUGCAAAACAGAGAGUUAAAAAGCAUUAUCUCUCCCAUUCCCUGUUCAGUAAAAAGUUGUGCCACAGCAUUGCAGAAAGGAUAAAGCAGCACUUCUGCUUUUGGGUGAGUCUGAGCAGUCCACUGUCUUGUUAAGGCUGUUGUACUCCGUUGCCCUUUCUGUAAUCCUGGCAACAACCUUAAAUAUGGUGAUAUUUGAUAAGUCUAAAAUAUAGCUUGUCCAUAAAAUGCUCUGAGUGCUGUUUGGGACACUCUGUGCAAGGAAAGAACAAAUCUUUUCCCUCUUCAUAGGACGGAUGCAACGAUGGAUGUGCAUUUCUUGGUGGCAGUACUGAGCAUCACCUGCCAUAGGCAGCACGAGAAAGGAUGCUGGCAGUACUACAGGUGUCCUCUCUUCACCUGUCUGGAGAGUUCAGGAGUCCUUCUCACCCAGCGCUGCAGGAGAGGAUUUUCAGGAGGCAAUAAAUAAAUUUUGAUCUGGUUAAUACAGUUAAGGUCAAAGAGAUUCUAUCUGGAGCUAUUUAAAAUACUCUUAGCAUGCAGACACGCUGCUGUCAGUAGUGCUAAGUGCCCUACCUUGCUGAGGAGUGUACACAACCCUUAUGAAACUAUUCUUAAGUAUUCUGGUUACUAUAUUUAGCACUGGCUCAUAACAAGACAAAAAGCACUUAGCCAAAUGUAGUUCUGAAGUGCUUAAUCCGGCUAAGAAUAUUUUGUCCUUAGGUGUCUCCUGCUGAGACUUUUUAUAGCUCACCAUCCUGCUGCAUCAUGCAAAAAGCUUCUCCAUGCAUUUGAGCCUGUGACUUCUUUUAUGACCAUUUAUUUUGUCUGAGCCUGGGCUGGCACUGACCGGGGACAUCGUUCACCCAGGAGAGAUGCAGGGCAGGCUCAUCGCCCCUCACCUUCGUUGGCUGCGCUCAGGGGGAAGCAGAAGCUCUGCUGGAGACCGGGGAACUGGAGCCCUGCUCCUCAUUUAGGCUUGGUGUCACUGGCUGGAUCCCGUCUGGUUCCUGACAGCUUUCUGUUGUCAGACAGGCAAUGGGCAAGACAGUGGAGAGGUUUCUGGGCAGAGCUUUGUGCUCGAAACCCAGAACGAAUCCUUUUGUUUGACUCAGUUUUUUCAGUGAGGGUGGUGAGACAUUGGAACAGGUUGCACAGAAGGGAGACUGUGGAUGCCCCCUCCCUGGAAGCAUUUGAGGCCAGGCUGGAUGGUGCUGUGAGCAUCCUGGUCUAGAGGGAGGUGUCCCUGUCUAUAGCAGGGGGUAGAACUAGAUGAUCUUAAAUGUCCCUUCCAACCCAAACCAUUCUAUGAUUCUGUGCUUAGGCCUGUGUAUGAAAAAUGUUUUCUGAAAAAUUGUAAUAAACCUGUUAGUGAAGAUCCAGGUAUUUUUUAAAAUACAACUCAUUGUUUUAAAAAUAAUAUUCUUUUUAGCUGUAUAUAUUAGAACUUAGUAAGAGGUAGACAAACUUCAAUGUGGGUCAUCCUUCUGGAGGAGAAACAAUGAUAUAAUCUUGAAAAAAUAGCACUGACCAUGAGAAGCAGCCAAGAUAGGAAUUUCAAUUGUAAUGUGGGUCAAUAGGAUAGCAAAUAAGAUGACAUGUUCCUUUUGAACUGGGACAGGGGCUUUUGAACUAGGAUAUGACCAGCACAGUGCUGCCAUGAGACAAGGCAGAGUAGGGCUGCUGGUACCUGAGCUCAUUAUGUAGGUGUUGUCCUCAGCUGCAGCCUCACCGAGGAUACCAGCCGUUGUGUAAGGCUUUCCCUGGAAGUUUGUGUUCUGAACUGGAAGUGACGACUUGGUGUCAGCUGCACAGUUUCCUGGAUCUCUUAUGGCUGAAACACUUGAAAUGUUUAUGCAUUACUCUCAUACUAAUGCUAUGUCAGGAGCUUCAUUUCCCCUUCUAGGUAACAUCUGCGCUGUGCUGGAUAAGCCCCUGUCACAGUUUUCUUGAGCCAAGCAGACAGACUGGCAUCAUUCCGCUAAGCUGCCGUGAGCAGGAGUUUGGCCCGUUGUCCCAAGCUCCCUGCAAAGCCCUGUCCUCAUACCACUAGCCGGGCUCCUGGUGGUUAGCAGAUUAAUUUUUCUCUGUCUCUAUUUACAUGGUGAUAAGAAGAGCUAAUCCCACUCCGUCAGUCUGGACUGAUGAAUCUGAGGAGUAGAGCAGAGCCCUGCGUUGUGUAAACGAACUGAUGGAUGAAGAUGAGAAGGACAGGGCAAAGAGGGCAUCACGCAACAAAUCUGAAAAGAAGAGGAGAGACCAGUUCAAUGUCCUCAUUAAAGAGCUCUGCACAAUGCUGCAGGGGCACGGCCACCCUCUCAAGAUGGACAAAUCCACCAUACUGCAGAGGACCAUCGACUUCUUACAGAAACAGAAAGAAAUCACAGCACAGACAGAAGCCUGUGAGAUUAGACAAGACUGGAAGCCUUCAUUUCUUAGCAACGAGGAGUUCACCCAGUUGAUGUUAGAGGCAUUAGAUGGCUUCCUCAUCGCUCUGACCACCGAUGGGAUUAUUAUUUAUGUCUCUGAUAGCGUCUCAUCUCUGCUCGGGCACUUACCGUCAGAUUUGGUGGACCAAAAUAUAUUAAACUUUCUGCCUGAGCGGGAGCAGAGCGAGGUGUACAAGCUCCUUUCUCCACAUGUGCUCAUGACAGAGCCUGUUGCAGCUGAUUUUCUAAACGUGGAAAAGCAAAUAGAGUUUUGCUGCCAUUUAGCGAGAGGCAGCUUAGAUCCAAAUGAGCCUCUGACAUAUGAAUAUGUGAAAUUUGUAGUGGAUUUUAAGUAUUUUACUCAUGUGCCUACACCCUCCUGUAAUGGCUUUGAGUCAGCUAUUGCACGAGCUUUCAGGUCAGCCACAGAGGAGCAGAUUUGCCUCGUAGCAACAGUUCGUCUCGUCACACCGCAGUUCUUAAAGGAGCUCUGCAAUGUUGAAGAGCCAUGUGAAGAAUUUACAUCGAGGCAUAGUUUGGAGUGGAAGUUUUUAUUCUUGGACCACAGGGCUCCUCCUAUUAUAGGAUACUUACCCUUUGAGGUGCUGGGAACGUCAGGGUAUGACUACUACCACGCAGAUGACCUGGAGCUUCUCGCUAGGUGCCAUGAACACUUGAUGCAAUUUGGAAAAGGCAAGUCGUGUUACUACCGGUUCCUGACCAAGGGCCAGCAGUGGAUCUGGCUGCAGACACACUACUACAUCACCUACCACCAAUGGAAUUCCAAGCCCGAGUUCAUCGUGUGCACUCACCUGGUAGUUAGUUAUGCAGAAGUCCGAGCUGAAAAAAGGCGAGACCUUGGCCUCGAAGAGUCAUCAAUUGAACUGGCAUCCUCUUCUAUAAAGAGCCACGGCAGCUACCUAGAGGUGGGCCGCUGUGGCAGCAGCCAAGAUGCCAGCCGGGAGGGAAUGUCGCUGUCGUCCCACAGCUCCCGCCGCUCCUCUCACACCGCGCUCUCCGACUCUGCCUCCACCUCGUCCAUGCGACACACCGACACCAGCACUUCCACCCGGCCGGCGGUGCCAGAGAAGGCAGCCCUGCGGCUGGCGGCGGCUGGAAGCGCUCAGGCUAUAGCAACGCCUCCAGCCACGGGUGAACACCUCCCUCAGCAGCCGGCGGUCCCCUCCCAGCAGGCUGUGAUGCCCGUGUACCACUUCCCAGCCCCACUGGGCAUGAUGCACCAGCUGAAGGAGCAGCUGGAGGAGAGGACACGCAUUCUGCAAGCGGACAUCAAAACGCAGCAGGAGGAGCUGCACGUCAUCAAGGAGCAGCUCCAGCUGGUGCAGGACUCCAACUUGCAGAUGCUGAUGCAGCAGCCGAUCCCACUGGUCUUCAACAGCGCGCAGCGUCAGAGCCCACGGAGAGCCCCGCCUCCAUCCCGGCAGCCCAGCACCAAGAAGGCCCCGCAGCCGGGCCCCAUGGCCAAGCGCUACGGGGGUCCCCCUGCAUCCACCCCGCGCCUGUUCCUCAGGGAGCCCUGCAGCACUCCCUCCCAGAUACCACAGCAGCAGCAGCACCUAAUGCGAGGAAACCAAGCCCAGCCAACAUGUCUGCCAGGGCAGACGAGCAUUUCAGUGCCCCUCUACAACAACCCCACGGUGUUUUCGCAAGCACAUCCCAUCACAGUGGCUGCACAGCUGCCAACUGAUGUUAGUGAAAGGCAGAUGCAGUCUGACUACAGCCAGGACAGGAGCCUCAGGAUGCUGCUGGAUCAGUCCAUCCAGGCCAUGGUGCCCGCCACCAAUGGCAGCACCCAGCCCACACCAAGCAGCGCCAGCAGGCAGCCAGGGAAAUUCGUGGCAGAGCAGCAGCCCUUGCCUCCCACCACGCAGAUGCAGCCCAUCAGUGGCAGCACGGUGCGGCCCCCCGCCCCCUCGCCUGUGUUCUCCCCAUCCGUGAUGCUCCCCCAUGGCAGCUUCGUGGCCCACCCCGGCAGCACCCCGCUGCACCUCCACCCCUGGCCACAGCAGCAGGUUCAGCAGCACCGUCUCUACCUUCAGAUGCAAGGAGCUGAGGCGGUGCCGGGAGGCCCCGGCCCACGUGUGUUCCAGCCAGCCCACCUCCCGCAGCAGAGCCCCCUGAGCUACUUCCUGCACCCGCAGCCGCAGGGCCGCCACGCACAGGGCCAGCCCUGCAACCUGCCUGACCUGCCCGAGAUGCAGCUGCCCUGACCCACUGCCGCUCAGACCGGCGAGACCCCGCCUCACAGGGCGGGAUCGCCGCGGGGCCCCGCUGGGGUCUCCCGUCGGCAUCACCGCUCAAAAGAGCCCGUGCGCUGCGAGUCUCGGCCAGGCCUGCCCAGAGGGAGCGCGCCGUAGAGCUGAGGAAGAGGAGGAUGCUCACCUGGGGCUCCCGCCCACCGGAGCUGCAGACUCGGUGAGAAGGCUGUGCUUGGGGCAGGGGCCGGGAUGCUGCUGCCGGUCGCCGAGCCGUGCCUGCCCGUGCCAGUGCUGGCUGCGGAUCUUUGACCUGAGGGGGACAGCCGCCCGGCUGCGGGCAGGUGGCGGAGGUCCCCGUGGGGAUGGCGGCGCUGCAGACGAGCCGUGUCCGAUCAGGGCCGCGGUGCUGGAAGUCACUGUGAUGCCGAUCCCAGCGCCCGCAGCGCUGCAGGGCUGCCGUGUACAUAGCUCGCCUCGCUCUCGUAGGUCCGUUGUGGAGUUUUUCCUUAUUUCUAUACCUCAACCCCACCGUUUUGUUUUCUGGGAGAUUGGAUAAUGCUGCUAACUUACGUAACACCACUUUUGCCUGAAUUUCUUACUGUUGUUAAACCAGCUCACAUCACAACCAGUAAGAUAUUCCUCAUCUUUUAUUUUGGUUAACAAACGCAGAGAAAUUUGUAUGGUUUUUACUCCCUGUAGCCAAAUAUUUUUCAGGUUACCUACAAAGAACCUUUACUCUUUCUCCUCUGUCAUUCUGUUCUGAUCCAGGUGGAUGUUGUUGUAUAUGUUUCUUAACAUGAAAACAAACCAACGCAGUAGAGCACCAUAUUGACAGCAAACUUUGUGGUUUUGCUCGGUCAGAUUUCAGGCUGACAGACCCGGAACAUAUACUCACAGUGACACAGGCGAUGUUACGAGCCCAUGGGGUCAGCAAUAAAGUGUAUUUUUGUAAAUUGCCACUUUUAAGUAUAUGUUUAUAUUUAUGAAUUGAAAACUAGUCUGCUCCUCAGUGGGUGUAUAGCCGUGUCCCUACUGUUUGUGUCUUUCCAAAGGAAAAAGGAACUGCUACAUUUCUGAGGUGCUGGGGGCUGAGCACUAACUGUGGGCACUGCUGGAGCCCAGACACAGGUGAAGGUGUAGGCUGUUGCUUUCAGCUUUGCAGGCAGGUGGGGAGGAAAACGUGCACACGCAGAGGCACGCACUUACAGCAAGGAUGCACUGUUGUACCCAGUUUAUGUCUCAGUGUUGCUGCUGAGAGAAGGCUGCAGCACGGUGGCUGUCCUGCAUGUCCCCUUCCACAUGCCAGCCCUGUGUGCCUGGGCUCUUAUGAGCAUGGCUUGACACAGAAGGGGUUCGCUGCCUUGCAAGGAGAGGAGCUGGGGGCGGUGGGUGUGCAGGAUGGGGCUGUGCCCCUCCACAGCCCUGCUGAUGGCACUGGGCUGCACGGUGAUGGGGGGAGCUGUGGGGUGGCACGGCUGUCUAUUGCUUACAGCCUCGCAGCAGGGAGCAGGAGAGGUUUGCAAGGAUGUUUACAUGUGAGAUUGGCCUUGCUGAAACAAGCAACCUGAAACAUGCACUUUAUCACACCCCCUUUUAUUUCCAGCACCCACCCCAGCCGCUAGCACAGCCGCUCGUGGGCCUGGUGCCGCCUGGGCAGAGCCGCGUGUGCCGUGGGCCAAAAUCCCAGAGCCUCUGCUCAGCCUGCAUCCAACCGGGCACGGCAGGCCCAGGGCCGUGGGAUUUUUGCCUUAGUUAUCACUCGCACUCAAAGAAUUAACGACUAAAUGAAUCUUCUUAUUCAGGUGAACUCCUGUUCAUUUACCUCGGUGACAGCUACGUCCUGUGUUUUUGGGAUCCCUUUGGAAUUGAGGGUUGCUGGCGGGUUUGGUUCCCCCCUGGGUGCUGAUGAGAGAAGUUGGGCUCCAGCACCAGCGCUCAGUGACAACCUGAGGCUUUCCAGCACACAAGCACCCGUGUGCUAGCACUCUCUCCCUUCAUAUCUAGAUAUACAGGUGUGUGUUUGUAAUAUACAUAUAUAUAUGUAUGUAUGUGUGUAUCUCUAUCUACAGGCCACACAAUUCCAGACCUCUGAAAACACAGGCAGCUUUAAUUAAUAAAGUCUUGCACUUUUAGCGUAUUUGUACAUAUAAGCUAAAGCCUGGUGGGUGCAAUCAGGCUGGUUUGACAAACACAGCGAAAAAUUGACUGUAUAUAUUGUAACAUACUCUGUGUAAAAGAAGAAAAAUCUUAGAAGUGACUAUAAAUCUUGGUUUAUUUUAUAUGCUGUCAAAUAUAGAUACAUUUAUAAAUGUUAUUAUUCUUAAAAGUAUUUUGUAAUGGGAAAAAGAAAGUGUCUUAUGAAGAGUAAAGAUUUUAUUCUUGUCUUGAAUCUAUGUCGCUGCACAGCUCUGUUGGAUGGGAACCUGUGCAUUUUGAGAAGCUUUAAACAGAUUAUACAUGGUAUUUUCAAAAAAAAAAAGAAAAAAAAAAGAAAAAAAGAACAAAGAAAGAAAAGGAAGAAAG
Lagopus muta (rock ptarmigan) is the source of this 7547-nucleotide messenger RNA. RefSeq names its product PAS domain containing repressor 1 (gene PASD1). The record is from RefSeq and is a predicted model, not a curated record. NCBI's taxonomy places the organism in Eukaryota, Metazoa, Chordata, Aves, Galliformes, Phasianidae. The transcript is spliced from 22 exons. Gene Ontology annotation, molecular function: RNA polymerase II cis-regulatory region sequence-specific DNA binding; protein dimerization activity; DNA-binding transcription factor activity, RNA polymerase II-specific. Bases 2568 to 5036 code for a protein of 822 amino acids. Gene Ontology annotation, biological process: regulation of transcription by RNA polymerase II; circadian regulation of gene expression. Gene Ontology annotation, cellular component: cytoplasm; CLOCK-BMAL transcription complex; nucleus.